AUGCGUUUUUGUUAUCUUUACUUCUGGAACCCGUCGCAUCUUGUUGGGCUCUGUCUAUAUCCUCCCAGCCAGCCUGCCAUCGUCUAUGCCGACUUCUGUGACGUGGUGGAGGAUAUCUUCUCAUCUUCUAACUUCGUGGAUGACGUGCUUCUCUUCGGUGAUUUUAACAAACCUGAAGCGGACUGGGGUGAACUUGAUUCCUGCGAAGGUGAUUCCUCUUCAAACUACCUACGCAACUUAGCUUCUACUCACAACCUCUCCCAAAUCAACAAAAUCCGAAAUCGCAGAGGUGUCUACCUGGACCUCAUUUUUUCAUCUACUCCUACAACUGCAGUUAUCGGCGCUGACGACCUUCUUGUUGCCGAAGACAUUCAUCACCCUGCGCUCUCCUGCUCAAUCCUGCUGCAGAAACCCUCAGCCUCGAGCAACGUCAGGAUCGUACCUGACUUCAGAAAAUGCAACUUGGACGCUGUAUUUCGUGAUCUGCAGAGUGUUAACUAUCCUUCACCUUCUUCUCUACCUGAUACCGAAUCUGCCUUCUCUGAUUUCUGCGACCACCUUGGCUCAAUCAUAUCUCAACAUACACCCACAAAACAGCUUCAAUCCUCAAGCUUUCCUGCCUGGUUUACCGAGGAACUAAAACGACUUGUCUUAAGGAAGAAAAGACUCAAGAGCAGUCCAUCCCCUGCUGCUAAACUAUCAUUUGAUGGUAGAGAGGCUGAGAGUGCUGCCGGAAAGUGUGAACUGUUCUCAAACUACUUUUUAUCCGUCUUUACGGAGAACCAAAUUCCCUCGCCCGUCUUCGACUUUGGCUGGAACGUCUCCAUCACUAAAUGUGUCGUCACUGCCUCAGACGUUCAGAAACUCAAACUUGCCUCGCUUGACCCUAAUAAGGGAGCCGGUCCUGAUGCUCUUCCUCCGUGCGUUCUUAAAUACUGUGCCCCUAUUUUGGCUCCUCAUCUGGCUAUCUGGUUUACAUCCCUGCUCUCACUUGGAAUCUUCCCAUCGGCCCUUAAGCGUGGCUUUGUCGUCCCCAUCUUCAAAUCUGGCGAUCGUUCAAAUGUCAAAAGCUAUCGGCCCAUUGUCAUUCUCUCUGCUGUUGCCAAGGUGUACGAGAGCAUUGUUUUGGACUACCUCUAUUUUCAUCUCCGUAAAUGUAUCUCUUCCUCUCAACAUGGCUUCCUGCGCUCACGCUCAACAGUAACAAACCUGAUGGAGUUUCAAGAAUACGUCAUACGUCUCCAAGUUAACUGCGUUUACCUUGAUCUCUCCAAAGCCUUUGACAAGGUCAAUCACAACAUCCUUGUAGCAAAGCUUGCCGGAUAUGGUGUGGGGGGGGUGCCCUGCUUGAGUGGUUAA
Messenger RNA from Macrosteles quadrilineatus (aster leafhopper), 1359 nucleotides. RefSeq lists its product as uncharacterized. The coding region runs from base 1 to 1359 and encodes 452 amino acids. NCBI's taxonomy places the organism in Eukaryota, Metazoa, Arthropoda, Insecta, Hemiptera, Cicadellidae. The record is from RefSeq and is a predicted model, not a curated record. The transcript is spliced from 2 exons.